UUUCCCCCAGAAUUAUGAUCUGAUUUUACCGUUUUGAAUCUGCAAAUUUUCUCAGCUGCAUCACCAAAACAAGUGUCUGAAAGGACAAAUGCACAUUUGAUAUUAAUUUGACUCGCAAUGGAGGUAUCACACGGGUCGAGCUUUGGGAUCGAGUCUAUUCUUUCUCACAGACCUAGCAGUCCGUGUAUGUCCAAGGGGGACUGCGGGUCUCCAGCGGAGUUGAGCCCGCGGUCGGACCUGGACAGCGGCUGCUCGUCGCCUCCCUCCCCGAGACGGACCUCAGUAGAAGACGCAGUGCAAAGACACGCUCGCGCUCUCGGACUGGACUCUCCUUUACAAAUAUCGCAGCAGCCGAGAACAGUCACGUCCUCGUUCUUGAUCCGAGACAUACUAGCAGACUGCAAACCUCUGGCAGCCUGUGCUCCUUAUUCCAGCACUGGACAGUUAGCACAAGAUGCUGAAGACUGUAUGGACAAACUUCACAGCAAUUCGUCCUCGGACAGUGAAUACAGGGUGAAAGACGAGGCUGAUCGCGAAAUUUCCAGCAGUAGAGACAGCCCCGGCUCCAGGCUGAAGAAGCCUCGUAAAGCCCGCACUGCGUUCACUGAUCACCAGCUGGCGCAGCUCGAGCGCAGCUUCGAGCGUCAGAAGUAUCUGAGCGUGCAGGACAGGAUGGAGCUGGCAGCAUCUCUCAGCCUCACUGACACACAGGUCAAAACAUGGUACCAGAACCGCAGAACGAAGUGGAAACGGCAGACCGCAGUUGGGCUGGAGCUGCUCGCGGAAGCAGGGAAUUACUCAGCUCUACAGAGAAUGUUCCCAUCACCAUAUUUCUACCCACAAAGUUUGGUCUCUAACCUCGACCCGGGACCAGGGUUGUACCUCUACAGAGGGCCGUCCGUGCCUCCCCCACCGGUUCAGCGGCCUCUGGUCCCGAGGAUCCUCCUGCACGGUCUUCAGGGCGCCGGAGAUCCAGCGUCUCUCUCUGGAGUGAUACCGAGACACACGUCGCGAUGAACUGAUCCAACCUGACAGCAGCUCCAACCUCAGGAACGACAGACAGGGUUGCGCUUGGACAAUACCCGUGUAACUGAAAAUAGAAACGCGCAAUAAUAGACUUUUCCAAAUGACUCUGACCAAAAGGCGAUUGCUAACUAUUUAUUAAACUUUAACGUGCGAAAGAAGUUAUCAGAAAAUUAUUUGUUGAAGUUCCAUCCCUCCAUGAACCUCGAUCGUGACUGUAUUCUGAUGAACUUGCUUUUCCCCUAAGAAAUUGGGUGGUUUAUUUGCACAAAAUUAUGACGCAAACUAACCAAAAUAAACAUCAUAAAAUAAUUUAAGUCCAUUUCAGUGGAACCAUAGGCAAUACUGAAAAACUGUGGAUUUUUUUUAAUCAUUCUGCCUAAUGUUAAAAAUGCAUUUUACGAACAAAAAUAAUAAAACUAAAAUGACGGAUUAACAAA
This is a messenger RNA of Rhinichthys klamathensis goyatoka, 1463 nucleotides long. RefSeq names its product BarH-like homeobox 1a (gene barhl1a). The transcript has 3 exons. NCBI's taxonomy places the organism in Eukaryota, Metazoa, Chordata, Actinopteri, Cypriniformes, Leuciscidae. Gene Ontology annotation, cellular component: nucleus. The record is from RefSeq and is a predicted model, not a curated record. Gene Ontology annotation, molecular function: RNA polymerase II transcription regulatory region sequence-specific DNA binding; DNA-binding transcription factor activity, RNA polymerase II-specific. Bases 118 to 1017 code for a protein of 299 amino acids. Gene Ontology annotation, biological process: regulation of transcription by RNA polymerase II.